AUGGAAGCCAUCAUUGCUUGGCAGGCAGGCGAGAAUGAUGUGGGUCAAGCGUCGGCGUGCAAACAGCCGCAAACACCGACAACAGCGACACUACCGACGUCACACAGCGGAAUUAUGCAAGCUGCACUGGUGCCUUUCCACGAGGCCUACACCUCAGGCCUCGCCCAACCUGUUGCCAGCUUUCUGAGCCCAUUUGCGCCAGCUCAUGAUCCAGGCCGGCUAUAUGACUUCUAUCGAGCGUCAAACGACGACAAGAUUGAAGGCGACAUUAGAUAUGCGCUCAAAUCAAACAAAAACAACACGCGCAUGUCCAACAAGGAAGCCGGGGCCUGGGUCGAGAUCAUCGCAUGCUAUUGGCGCGCAGUCAGGGAGAUUAUAAAGGCCGACGAAGCUGCCAACCAAGGACGGCUCGCAGAUCGUCAAUACGUUACAGUGUAUGACACUUGGAAAGACUUGACCAGUAGUUUUAUCAAACACAUUUCUGCCGGACAACUGCCACCAUGGGCUAUCUUCACACUAUAUUUCACGGCAAAUCACCUUAGGAAGAUUGCGAUCAAAGCAGACGAGUUCUUGGCCAAGUCGAAGCCAGUGACAUUCAACACUGGCUACUCGGACGAUAUCGUGAGUUCAGUGGCACAAAACCAGAAGCUGGAGGAAGCAGCACGAGUCUUCAACCGCAUUUUUGCUCUAUGUCUUGGUGACAGGAACCCAGACAUGUCCGUGUCUCGAAAGUGGGGAGUUUAUUGCAUUGCCAAUCUGCAGUUCAAGACAUACUUCAAGUUAAAAGCCAUCAGUCUGUCAAAAAAUGUCGUCCGAUCCAUACAAGCACAAGCCGACCUCCCUCCCUUCGACCUCUACCCACGAGCACACAGAGUGACGUACAAAUACUACACUGGGGUAUUGGCGUUUUUGCAGGAAGACUAUGCAAAAGCCGAGGAGAGCUUACAGGAGGCCUGGGAGUCCUGCUGGUCGCGAUCACAGCAAAACAAGUCCCUGAUCCUGACCUAUUUGAUUCCGUGUCGCCUCAUCACACAACACCAAGUUCCUACCGCUCGACUUCUUGCCGAAGCUCCUCGCCUCGAACGCAUAUUCGGACCACUCGUAGCAUGCAUCAAGCGGGGAGAUCUUACAGGUUUCGACAAAGCGCUCGCCGAAGGCGAGCCAGAGUUUGUAAAACGGCGUAUUUUUCUCACAUUAGAACGAAGUCGAGACAUCGCUCUGCGAAAUCUAUUGAGGAAAGUCUACCUUGCAGGUGGCUACGACGAUCUCAAAGAGGGACAAACAGAAAAGGACAGGAUACGCAAGUCAAGGAUACCGCUCGCGAACUUCGCCGCUGCGCUUAGAAUGGGUAUUGCAGGUAAAGGCAGCGGCCAAGCCGUGGAGGACGAUGAAGUGGAAUGUUUACUGGCCAACCAGAUCUACAAGGGGUCUGAUUGUCCGAUACCUGAAAUCAUCAUCCUUUUGGCCGUCAUGAUACCCAACGCAGUACACCCACAUCAUACUACUGGGUGGCCGCAUCUCAUGAAGGAGGCUGUUAUUCCCAGCGCAAAACGCAUCAGCAGCCCACCAAAUACCAAGCUCUAA
Plenodomus lingam JN3 is the source of this 1584-nucleotide messenger RNA. Lineage: Eukaryota; Fungi; Ascomycota; Dothideomycetes; Pleosporales; Leptosphaeriaceae. The record is from RefSeq and is a predicted model, not a curated record.